AUGUGUAAUUUUAGCCUUCUCGAAUUUCAAUAUCCAGACCAACUCAUGAAAGACAUCGAUAUGUUGUCUUAUCCACCAUAUCGUUCUGCUAUUGAUGUGAAUCACGGCGACUGUGAAUGUAGGACGGCCUUAUAUCGAGCUUUUCAAUGCGUGUUCUCUGAUGGUGAAACGCGAUGUCCUUUCCAGCUUGAUGUGUAUUGCAGUCGUGGCAGAACACCGUUGAUGGUCGCUGCCUUCAACCAAUCCCUUCCUAUUCUUAAGUACGUGAUUAUGGUUACUUAUAAAUUAUCGCGUUACGAUAAGGUUGCUCCACAGCUACUUGUGUACAACCUCGUCAUUGGGGAAGUAAAGCAAAGAUUUUAA
This is a messenger RNA of Angiostrongylus costaricensis, 363 nucleotides long. The record is from the annotation of a GenBank genome assembly. NCBI's taxonomy places the organism in Eukaryota, Metazoa, Nematoda, Chromadorea, Rhabditida, Metastrongylidae.